Neltuma alba is the source of this 711-nucleotide messenger RNA. RefSeq names its product small nuclear ribonucleoprotein Sm D2. The coding region runs from base 145 to 468 and encodes 107 amino acids. Gene Ontology annotation, cellular component: small nuclear ribonucleoprotein complex. Gene Ontology annotation, biological process: RNA splicing. Lineage: Eukaryota; Viridiplantae; Streptophyta; Magnoliopsida; Fabales; Fabaceae. The record is from RefSeq and is a predicted model, not a curated record. Gene Ontology annotation, molecular function: RNA binding. The transcript has 6 exons.
CCAUAAAAUCUGUCGAGCGUUUCCGCCUUAAGCGUUCGCAAAAGUAAAAAGCUUUCAAAUUUGAGGUCUUCUUGUGCCAGUGAAUUAAGGACAGUUCCUGCUAUAUUUGGAGAAGUUUGCGACUGAGCUUCACUUCCAUCCAAAAUGAGCCGGCCAAUGGAGGAAGAUAGUGGUAAGAAUGAAGAAGAGGAGUUUAACACUGGACCGUUAUCUGUGCUAAUGAUGAGUGUUAAGAAUAACACACAGGUGCUGAUCAACUGUCGCAACAAUAGAAAGCUUCUCGGUCGUGUUAGGGCUUUUGAUAGGCACUGCAACAUGGUUCUUGAAAAUGUUCGGGAAAUGUGGACUGAAGUGCCAAAGACUGGUAAAGGAAAGAAGAAGGCCCAACCAGUUAACAAGGAUAGGUUCAUCAGCAAAAUGUUCCUGCGAGGAGACUCUGUCAUCAUUGUUCUCAGGAACCCCAAAUGAGCUCUGAUCACUUGGUUGGUAUUGACAUUAAAUUGUAGUGGUUUUUCUGUAAUAUUUGCCCCUUGACUGCUAUUUUUGACCAAGACCCUUUUUGCAAUCUUGACGAGUAUUACAGUCUUGUUGACUAGCCGGAUGCUCUUUAAAUAUGUUGAGAUGUUGAGACAUAGCUGGGACAGGGAUGGUGUAUUUUUUAUGGCAAUCCUUAAGAAUCAUACAAAAAAAUGGUUGAAGAUUUUCCUGAGU